UUCCUGAACUAAAAAAGAAACUCAAUUGUCUAGCUAGUCUAUGGAAUAUUCCGAAAUUCUUUCUGUUCGACACGAGAAUCCCACUACAAUGAAUGUUGGAGCAGUCGGAGGAGAGGUGGCUGGAGAGGUGACCCUCAUAGCAGAUGACCUGAGCCGUGCCGUGGAGUUGACCCUCAACCCCACAGUUGCACACGAGGCCCGCAACCAAGCCUAUAAUGCCUGUGAAAGCUUCAAAGAGAAUUCUCCGUGGUGUGCACAAGCUGGCCUGCUGUUGGCCAGCGGCAGCCAAUACUCGGCGGUUGUUAAACACUUCGGCCUGCAGCUCAUGGAACACACAGUCAAGUACAGGUGGACUCAGAUCACUCAGGCAGAAAAGAUAUUUAUCAAGGAAAAUGCUAUGAAACUGCUAUACAUGGGAGGGUGGGAGAUUGGCCACCUGAACGAUGCGUUAGCUCGCGUCAUCGUGGAGAUGAUCAAGCGCGAAUGGCCUCAACAGUGGCCCACUUUAUUGGCGGAGCUCAGCGACGCGUGCGCAAGAGGACAUGUGCACACGCAAAUUGUGCUGCAUGUCUUUCUGAGGCUUGUUGAGGAUGUUGCGACGUUACAGACAUUGGAGCAGCAUCAGCGUCGCAAGGACAUCUACCAAGCGCUGACCAGCAACAUGUCAGAGAUUUUCGCAUUCUUCAUGCGCCUCAUCGAGCUGCAUGUCCAAGAGUUUCGCGAGAAGACAGCUGCAGGAGACUAUAACGCUGCAGCCAGCAAUGGGCGAGUGGUGCAGGUCGUGCUGCUAACUCUGACUGGCUUCGUAGAAUGGGUGUCGACCAAUCACGUGGUUAUGAACAACGGGCGCCUGCUACAAAUUCUGUGCAUUUUAUUGCAAGACGAUGCAUUCCAGUUGCCGGCGGCCGAGUGUCUGUUGCAAGUCGUCAAUAGAAAGGGCUCUACAAAGGAGCGCAAACCGCUGAUGAUUUUGUUCAGCGAUGACGCAAUCGCGUGCAUCCACCGUGCGACGUUGGCCAGCAUCAAUGCGGUUGAUGAGCAGCAUUAUUUGUUCCUGAAGAAACUGUCGCAGGUCCUCGCCGGCCUGUCCCAGCAGCUGACGUCACUAUGGGCAUACGCGACCAACUACGAGGGCUGGCUGCCAGUGCUGCUGGAGACGAUGCUGCUGCUGACGUCACACCCGUCGCUGACGCUCGCGCACACCGCCAACGCCGUGUGGCUGGCCUUCCUCAAGCACGAGCACAUCGCGCGCCUGCCGCACGUGCUCGCCGUCGUGCCGCGCUGGCUGCACGCCUCCGCGCCCAAAGUGCUCAAGGUCACGUACCCUACAUCGAGGGUGAGCGGCGUAAACGACGCAGUCGCGUACGCGUGUAUGGACUACGACAGUGAACAAGAGUUUGCCAUAUUCUUCAGUCGGUGUCGCACUGAAAUAUUAGAUAGCUUUAGAUACUGUAUGUCGACAGCCCCGCUCGUGACGUGGGCGUACGUCGAACAGUGGACGCGCGCGGCGCUCGACAAGGUGGAGUCGUGCCCGCCGCACGUUGACGUCACGCACCCGCUGCACGUCGAGUGGGAGGCGCUGUCGCAGGUGUUAGAUGUGGUCCUAUCGCGACUGCUUCAAGCGGAGCCCCGUCCAAACGUGGUGGAGGGCCUGCAGCUGCUGCAGCGCUGCGUGGUGUGCUCGCCGCGCGCGCCGCCCAUCCUGUCGCUGCUGCUGUCGCUCAUCUCGGCGCUGUUCGUGUUCCUGAGCUGCGCCUACAGCCAGCUGGCGGGUGAGUGCGUGGGCGUGGCAGGUGCGGACUUGCUGCCGCGCGUGCUGGACAAGAUAUUUGCGGCGCUGGUGUACGAGGGCGCGCCGCCCGCCGACCGCCGCGACCGCGCCGUCAAGAACGUGCGCCGACACGCCGCCGGGUUGCUGGUCAAGCUGGGCUCUAAGUACCCGCUGCUGCUACUGCCAGUAUUCCCGCGGCUCCACGAGAUGUGUCGCUCGGCGUUAGCGCGCGCGGACCUCAGCGCGGUGGAAAGCGUCACACUACAGGAGGCGUUACUGCUCGUCUCCAACCACUUCUGCUGCUACGAGCGGCAGAGCGCACUGGUCGCGCAGGUCCUAGGUGACUGCAGCGAGCGGUGGGCGUCACUAGGCCCCCAUGUAUCGUCAGCAGAAUCUCUAGCGCGACUAAUUGGUCUUGACCAGGCGCCCGAGGCCGCCGACGUGGACGACGAGCGAGGUCGCGCUAGAAGAACGUUACUGCAUGCGUUGACGCUGCUAUUAGGCGUGGUGAAGAGGACGCAAGUGCCUGCUGAUCCGGACAAGCGUCGUGAAGAGGACCAAGGCCGCGCCAGAAGAACGUUACUGCAUGCGCUGACGCUGCUAUUAGGCGUGGUGAAGAGGACGCAAGUGCCUGCUGAUCCUGACAAAGCGUCACGCGGCGGCUUCAGCGCGGGCGUGACCGCGUCCGGCAAUCCAAUAUGGCGGAACCCGUGCGGCUCGCACGUGCUCCCGUUAUUCCCGCACGCGCUGGCACUAGCGCGGGCUUUGCACGAGCUGCACGCGCCGGGCGCGCGCGCGCUAAGGCACCCGGGGCACGCGCGCGCGUUGCACGCGCCGCCUGCGGAGCGCCGCAACCUGUUGGGAUUGCCUGCACCGGCUCCCGUGCGAGACCCCGACCACCACCACUUGCACCCUCAGGAGCGCAUGCAGAAUUAUUUACACACGCUGCAUGAUAAUCGCGAAUUGCACGCGCCGCCUGCGGAGCGCCGCAACCUGUUGGGAUUACCUGCACCGGCUCCGGUGCGCGACCCCGACCACCACCACUUGCACCCUCAGGAGCGCAUGCAGAAUUAUUUGCACACGCUGCACGAUAACGUGUGCCACCUCGUGGGCGCGGCGGCGACGACUCUCGGGCGGGAGCUGUACGCCGUGCCGGGUCUCGCCAAGUUCCUGUCGGACUCUCUUCUCCACGGCCUCGAAUACCUGCCCGACCACUGGCUGCGGCCCAUCGUGCGCAACGCGCUCAAGCCGCUGCUGCACCACUGCCCGCCCGCGCACUUCCAGCACGUCGCGCUGCCGCUGCUGCAGCACUACGCGCCCUUCAGUGAGUGUCCCGUAGCCUGUCCCGCGCUGUCCCGCCCCGGCCGCGGCCCAUCGUGCGCAACGCGCUCAAGCCGCUGCUGCACCACUGCCCGCCCGCGCACUUCCAGCACGUCGCGCUGCCGCUGCUGCAGCACUACGCGCCCUUCAGUGAGUGUCCCGUACCUGUCCCGCGCUGUCCCGCCCCGGCCGCGGCCCAUCGUGCGCAACGCGCUCAAGCCGCUGCUGCACCACUGCCCGCCCGCGCACUUCCAGCACGUCGCGCUGCCGCUGCUGCAGCACUACGCGCCCUUCAUGCUCAAACAUUUAUCGGAACGGUGGGACUACAUCACAUCUCUUUACGAAUCUGGGAAGUUGGAGGAGGAGGGCGGCAGCGAAUCACAAGAGGUCCUAGAGGACAUGCUAGUCAGGCAUCUCACAAGAGAACAUUUAGAAGUACUCAAAAUCUCAUUAGUAGACGGCGGUCUAAGCGUGGAAGUGUCAUCGGGUGAUAUGGAAGAUGACGCGGCACCGGCGUGCGCUCCGCAGCGAGCGCCGGAUCACGUGUCCGAACUCGGCGCGCUCGUGCUACAGGACGCGCGCGCGGGACCCGCGGCGUUACACACGGUGUUAUACGCGCUAAUGUGGAACGAUUCGCAAUCCUCAUUCCGGGCGUGCACGCUUGCGCUGCCGGCGCUUCGGGCGGCGUUAGCGGGCGGUCGGGUCUCCGCGGCGGAGGCCAGCGGAGCCCUAGCGGCUGUCUUACAGGCGCUGCGGACUCAUGGGCAACAUGAUGCAAACCAGGCGGCGCUGCUUGCGCUCGCUGUGCAGACGUACGAGGCUCUCCGGCCGCGGUUCCCUUCGAUCGUGAGCGUGCUGCGCGAGAUUCCCGACGUGGACGCGCACGACCUGCGGCGGCUGGACGAGAAGCUGGCCGCGCCGCCCGCCAAGCCCUCCAAGACCGACAAGAGCAAGCGCGACCUCUUCAAGAAGAUCACCGCCAGGUUAAUCGGGCGCAACGUGGGGCAGCUAUUCAAGAAGGAAGUGUACAUCCUCGACCUGCCGACCAUGCAGUCGUCCAAGGAGAAGCCGCGCGGCCCGCUUGACACGGCCGAAGGCGCGCAGCUUGACACGUUGUUUGCGCACGCGCCAACCUAGCCCCGCCAUACUCGACUGUGAACCAUUUAUAUGUUACUAUUAAAUUAUAUUAUUAACA
Messenger RNA from Ostrinia nubilalis (European corn borer), 4286 nucleotides. It is a transcript of the gene Ranbp21, whose product is annotated as exportin-5. The transcript has 26 exons. Gene Ontology annotation, cellular component: nucleus; cytoplasm; RNA nuclear export complex. Gene Ontology annotation, molecular function: RNA binding; small GTPase binding; nuclear export signal receptor activity. The coding region runs from base 41 to 4228 and encodes 1395 amino acids. The record is from RefSeq and is a predicted model, not a curated record. Lineage: Eukaryota; Metazoa; Arthropoda; Insecta; Lepidoptera; Crambidae. Gene Ontology annotation, biological process: RNA export from nucleus; protein export from nucleus.